UACCAACAACGUACUGCAGCUGUGCCUCACUAGUAUUAAACUGCAAUAUACCAACACCUUGUCGAAAGAUUUAGCUGCGGACUGAAGGUAUGUGCCUACAGCAACGUCGGGUGACGCCGUCUGGAGUGGCACUGCAACUUUACCAAUUUUGCAAAAUCAUUGAUUGACGUCGUUUUCAAAUUUAGGAAAGUGUGUUACACCAUCCUUAACACCAGCAACCAUGGAAAAAUAUUUUCGUUUGCUGGAUCUUCCUCAAGAGCUCCGAGAUCGAAUCUACUACUUCAUGCUAGUCCGAGAUUGGGCGGAUACCAUUCCGGAAUCGAGGAUCACGCACAAAAAGUAUCCCGCCAUCGCCUACCAACCAGCGGAGCUCACAGAGGAGACACCUCCCGGUUAUGAAGCUCCCUUCCUCAAUAUCUUCCUCGCAAACCGCCAGGUCUACAGCGAAGCGUCUCCUGUCUUCUACUCGUCGAAACGUUUUGCUUUUAAUGAACCUCCACUCUCCCUUAUGACAGCCUACACGUGGUUGAUUGGCAGACCAGAACAAGCGCUGGAGAACAUUCGGUCGAUUUCUUUGACGGUCCGAGAGUUUGCUGACCCAUCGUACCUACCAGUUGUUCGUGUGGAAUGUCACGAUUUCUGGGACGUUUUAUGUGAACUUCUUCAAGGACUGCCCAAUUUUCGCCAUCUUGAGCUCAUAAUCCGGACAGUAAUAACUACGGUAGACCAACAGCCAUGGGACUGGGCAACUGAUUGGACCGUAAAUAACUGGACCAUGGACGAUCUCAAGCUCGCCCAGCAGCACAAAGCAACUCCUUCAUGGAUUUAUCCCCUAUUCGAGAUACAGGGUCUGGAAACACUGUGCUUAACUUGGGUGACGAACGUUACUCUUAUCGAGCGAGCAAUGAGAGCAGCUAAGUUGAUACGAGGAUCCAUACUCACCAACGGAGAUACGAUGGGUAAGGAGGGUAUUCGACUUCGGCUUGACCACUACCUGUCAUGGGUCAACAGCUAUCAUCGUGUCAAGGGACGUACGGUCUUCCUCGAGAUCAAAAACGACAGGCACGGCAAGUCGCUUUUGACUAAACUGGGCGCUCGACGAGGCCCCAAGGAUCCAUGGAACCGAGGCGAGGACGCCGAUCUUAUACCAGAUCUUGAAGAGCUCGAGCUAGAUCCGGUAGAACCGGAUCCUUCUUACACGGAGAGCGAUUGCGGCGAUAGAGACAGCCUCAAUAGCGUACAUGGUUUCAGCGAUGACGAAGAAGAUGGGUGAGUGCACUCUUGUUUACCGCUGCUUGGGGUUUCAGAAACUAGGCCAGAAUGUGAAGUGUGCAUGAACAGAGAGGGGCAUGCUUUUAGAUCCAGAAAAACAACUACGAGUUUCAGCUAAGAUGAUGAAUGGUUCUUUCAGGCGAGGCAGCAGGUAAACGUGAAAGAGACGUGGGUGUAUCCACUGUGCAAGCGGUUGGUUCUGUUAGGAGGGAAUUUCUUACAGAAGGGUAAUACUUCAGCUUAGAGAGCUUCCAUGAAUGCAAUUUUAUACAAGCUCAAUACGAAACGCUAAUACGUAGCUCUUACUAACAUUCAUAACGCUCGGUCC
Mytilinidion resinicola is the source of this 1600-nucleotide messenger RNA. RefSeq lists its product as uncharacterized. The coding region runs from base 221 to 1273 and encodes 350 amino acids. The record is from RefSeq and is a predicted model, not a curated record. The transcript has a single exon. Lineage: Eukaryota; Fungi; Ascomycota; Dothideomycetes; Mytilinidiales; Mytilinidiaceae.